Messenger RNA from Mycena citricolor, 1714 nucleotides. The record is from the annotation of a GenBank genome assembly. NCBI's taxonomy places the organism in Eukaryota, Fungi, Basidiomycota, Agaricomycetes, Agaricales, Mycenaceae.
CGACUUUUGAAGUUCUAUAAUCACGGCUCUGUACCACUCCCCCGUUCUCUGUGUGCGCGACCUACGAAACGAUGGCUCCCCCGCAAUUCUACGAUCCUGCGUCUCCUGAUGAACAGCCGGUCGCGCUGCCGUCGGCACCCGCAGUAGCUCUGGCAGAGGGCAUCAUCAUCCAGCCUCCGCUCACACGGCGCGGGACUGGACCGGGCUUGAUCGUCUUUGUCCCGCCCGAAUCCUCUCUUGACCUGUCCAAUAAAACGGGUGAUGAGAAACCGCUGGAUCCACCCCCGGUACAGAAGUGGGCGGAGGAAGGAUUCGCUGUCGUCGGAAUUACCACUGGGCACGUGGAUAUCGUGGAAUGCUUGAAGAAGGCUGUCGAUGGGUUGCUGGCACUUGAAGAAUUGGACACGAGGGAGAAGUUCGCAGUGGCAGGUGCGGAUCCUCUCUCGCUUCUCUGUCUCAAAAUAUCUCAUCGCAAGUCACCAGUAUAUGAUCCUGCCGCGCUCGACGAGAUCGUCCUCGCGCUGUCCUCCGAUUCCCGAUUUGCCUGCCUCGUCGUCUAUGGGUCAUGUCCCUCAGGGACGGUGCCGAUUCCAACCCUCGCUCUCGUGCCUUGCGGGUCUUCAGUCACAUCGAAGACUUCUUUGAGUGUGUUCAAGGUCGACUCCGGCGCGCCCCAUUUCAGUCUCCCCCAAUCGAACGAAUUCGAAUCCAGCUCGGCCUCGAUCGCGCAUAGCAAAGCAGCAGUGCACAUCAAGAAAUAUCUCAGAGGACCAUACUUUGAUCUUGAAGCUAUCUGGGAAGAGCACACCUACUUCGAAUUCGAGGUCCGCAGUGUGGCGAAAACGAUGGGCACGAUGGUCGCAGAACCGUAUGUGAACCACGUCCCAACGCUGGCCGGGGGCGUCGGUCGCAAGAAUUUGACUGCGUUCUAUCGCGACCAUUUUGUGUUCAACAACCCAGACGACACGCGGCUGCAGACCAUAUCUCGGACCGUUGGGACGGAUCGAGUCGUUGAUGAAUUCGUCUUCCACGCGACACACAACAAGCAAAUCGAUUGGCUGCUGCCCGGAGUGCCUCCUACGGGCAAGAAAUUGGCCAUCCCGAUGAUGGGGGUGAUCAAUAUCCGAGGCGACAGGCUCUAUCACGAGCACAUCUGGUGGGACCAGGGCACGGCCUGCUUGCAGGCGGGCAUCAUACCGACGCACGUGCCGUUCGAGGGAAAGACGCUCAGACUGCCUAUUGCGGGUGUCGAGUCUGCGACGCUUUUGUGCGACGAGCGGUCGGUGCCCGCCAACGAGAUGCUUGGCCCAGCAUAUGGUAUUGUGUGAUCUUGUUAGCCUUGGAAAGUACAAGAGGAAAUUCGAGGACGCGGGCCGAGCCUGGUCGUCGCGGACAAUGUAUAUUGAAUACGACAUCAGACUAACGUGGAACAUUCAAAUGGGAUCCGUAAGAUAUCUACAGUACACGGUGUUAUGAAUAAGUGGUCUACACAGCUACAAAUGAAAACAAGACAGCAAGGACAAAAAUAUCCAACACUAGACUACAAAACCGCAUCCGAAUGGGCAAUGGGACACAAGAAAGAAAACAGGACGAAACAGGCGAGUAUCCAGGAUAUUCACCAGGUCCCGCUUCAUCGCCCCGGCGCCUGCUCCGGUCUCAGGACGUCCAGGAACUGCGUCCAUUCGCCAUGGUUGAAGCCCAUCGCGGCACCCCA